Molecule: messenger RNA, 1041 nt
Organism: Closterium sp. NIES-65
Lineage: Eukaryota; Viridiplantae; Streptophyta; Zygnematophyceae; Desmidiales; Closteriaceae
Source: the annotation of a GenBank genome assembly
AUGCUUGGAGCAUUUCUUUCGCACAGCUUCCCAUUGGCUGCUCAACCCCUCCGUUCUUUCUCCUCCAAACACAACACAGAGCACGCCUUUCUCGGAAAGAACUACUUUCGCUAUGGGCAGCAGACUUGCCUCCCACCGUCUACCCACCACCGUUCCUUCUCUCCACCCAAGCUCCAUCCACCUUUCCCCCUUAGAUUUUGCCCCAUUGAUCACGCGUUCUGGGAAGACUACAGCGAGGAGGAGCACACGCGGUUGAACGAGGACGAGCAGAGCACUGCGCGCUCCCCCCGUGCGUCGCUGGGCUUCUCCCCGCUGCGACCCACCAAGCCCGUGAGUCAGCCGCGCAGCAACACGCCCACGCCCAGCCACGUCAUGGGUGCACGCGCUGCUGUCACCACCGCUACUCAGAUCGCUGCUGUCAGCAACGCUGCUGUUAAGACUGCUUCCGUGAAGACCCUUGCCAUGAAGAGUGUUGCUGUUAAGGCCGCAGAUUUAGCAGCUAAAGGAAUGCGUGCAUCUGCAGCUGCACCAGCCAAGGCUGCUGCUGCUAGAAGCGUUCCUACCAAGCCUGCAGCUGCUGCAGCUAAAGGCACUCCAGCCAAGGUCACUCGUGUGACGCCUGCAGCUACAAGCAGUGUUGUUGUUAACAGCAGCCCAGUGGGGUCAGUGGCAACAAAAGUGGCAGGAGAGAAGGCGAGGGAGCAGGGCAAUGGGAGGGCAGCACACACGGCGGUGCGUGGAGCAGUAGGGAAGGCGGCGUUGCGAGGGGUGGAGGCAGCAGGAGGGCAUGCAGCAGGUGUGGGGUCGGGUUUAGGGCGUGGUGGCGGUGGUGCGACUCUAAUCCCUAAGCCUGGGCAGAGCAGGGCAGAGCACACGGCUGCAGCGGCUAAGGCAGUGCAGGCUGCGCCUCACAUCACUCAUAAACCGGCUGCUCCAGCAGCAGCAGUGGCCGCCACUCUCAUUCCCAAGCCAUGCUACCCUGCAAACAGUGGCAUUCCGAAGCCACACAGCGCAGAACCCAAGGGAAGAGGUUCAUGGUGA